Molecule: messenger RNA, 1229 nt
Organism: Nelumbo nucifera (sacred lotus)
Lineage: Eukaryota; Viridiplantae; Streptophyta; Magnoliopsida; Proteales; Nelumbonaceae
Gene: OEP37
Product: chloroplast outer envelope protein 37
Biological process (GO): monoatomic cation transport
Cellular component (GO): chloroplast outer membrane
Molecular function (GO): monoatomic ion channel activity
Source: RefSeq, a predicted model, not a curated record
AUUUGUUCAAAAAUCAUAAAAAUCCAAGUCUCUCCUCUCCCCAUUUGCCUCAUCGCUCUUCUCUUGGGAGCAACAGAACCAGAGAGCAAUGGGAGAGUCCUCAGCUCCAACUCCUAAUUCCCUGGAACUAGUAGGAACAUCCCCACCACCCCAAAACCCUAGCCCUGCCUUCUCUUUCCCUCGUCCUGCACUUAGAGUCACCUCGGAGUUCGAUAGUGACAGUUCCAUCUUCCUUCACAAGAUCUCUUGCAAGCUCUUCGAUAGCCUCGCCAAGCUCAAACUAUCCUUCCAGAACAACAAGAACGGGGAGAUAUCUGAUCCUCAGGUUGGGCUCAUCACCAAGUACCUCUCUCUCCAUUACGAUGUUGAGGAGCAGAGCGCUUUCGUUAAGGGUUCCUUCGACGUCGGCAAUCGACUGCAGUUCAAAGCUGCUCAAGAUCUUAAGGCACAACAAGGAGAGGUCGCAAUGAUUGCAAGCCUUGCUGAUCCGUCAUACAAAUUGGAACUGUCAUCUCCUGUUCCAUCUAUUGGUUUGCCAAAAGCAACCUUUAAAUUUCCCUAUGGUGAAGUGUCAUUAGAGGAAAAAGAAGAGGAAGAAGUGAAGAAGGCUUUGUCAAUAAAUGGAAUCCUGAAAGGUCAAAUUUUGAAAGGGGUUUGCACUGCUCAGUACAAGGAUGAGGACUUGAAUCUACGCUACUCUUACAAGGAUGAGCAAAUGUCAUUUAUUCCAAGCAUUUCUCUGCCAUCAAAUGUGCUGUCUUUUGCAUUCAAGCGUCGGUUUAGUCCUUCAGAUAAGUUAAGUUACUGGUAUAAUUUUGAUUCCAAUUACUGGAGUGCAGUCUACAAGCACACAGUCGGUAAGGAUCUCAAAUUUAAGGCUGGUUAUGAUUCGGAGGUGCGACUAGGCUGGGCAUCUCUCUGGGUUGGAGAUGAAGAAGGCAGAGCAAAGACACAACCAAUGAAGAUGAAAGUGCAGUUCAUGCUCCAAGUCCCUCAAGAUGACAUUAAAUCAUCAGCUUUCAUGUUCCGUGUAAAGAAGAGAUGGGAUCUUUGACAAUCGGUCUUUGGUGAGCCGCCAUUCUUUCGUUUCUCAAGUGUAGGUUUAUAAUGAGAGGUAUAAAUAUAUUGUUUGGCCUCUUGACUAGUUGUACUGAUGUUCACUGCUACAGAAAGAAACGGUAUUGUUCGGUAUACAUUAAUCUAUGAAAGUAGUUCUUUCAUCAUUUGUA